Molecule: messenger RNA, 3107 nt
Organism: Cladophialophora immunda
Lineage: Eukaryota; Fungi; Ascomycota; Eurotiomycetes; Chaetothyriales; Herpotrichiellaceae
Exons: 2
Coding region: 846-3107 (753 amino acids)
Molecular function (GO): ATP-dependent chromatin remodeler activity; ATP binding
Source: RefSeq, a predicted model, not a curated record
AGAUGUGUUAAAGCGAAUGCAGCAGCCCUCACAGCCGUUGAUGCGAGAAGUGUUGUUGUGCUCAGGAGAGAGCUCGGCCCAGGCGCCCCGGCAGAAUGACAUCAUCCAAACGAACGGCAGACUGCCUCGAUUACUUCGAAUAUCACGACGACUGCGACGACACCUUCUCGUCUCAGCCGUAUUCCUCACAGCAGUCGCAGAGCUUCGAUGACGGCUCGGAGCUACAACUGGAUGUCGGUGGUCGUGAUUGGAACCAUGUCUGGAACGAGUUGAUCGGAGAUCCAAACUGCGAGUCUGCCAUUGGCAAUGUGGAAGAAGGAGACCCUCAAACACACCUCUUGUUUCCCGACAUCCACAAUGUGCAGGACGACAUCGAAUCCUGGUUCGCAAAAGACUGGGGGAUGGCUUCUUUUGGGGACGGAGAUGAUCUACGCUUAGACCUGGAAGACACGGUCGGUCAGCCGCAAAAUGACUUCAACCGUUGCUAUGGCAUGAUUUACCGCGCAAAAGCUAGGCUUCAAGGGACCAUGUCAGAGGUGUCGAGAUGUCUAAGGGAAAAUGUGCCUCGCGCUCUCACACACUUUAUCCUGGACAUCAUUUGCGCUGACGACGAGCUUUGCGUCUGCAUUCCAGAUGGCAUGAGGAUUGCAACUCUCAACCUCCACCUGACCGAAUCAUUGCUGGAGCACGUCAAAGCCCAAAAGGUCCGUCUUGAAGCCCUGAUCCGCCGAAGGACGAUAUUCGAGUAAGUCUCUGGCUGGUGCCCACGAAGAAUGCAGCCUCAAGCUACGGAUAAUGAGUGACAACGGCUUUAUUGCCUUGCCGACUCUAAUUCUCAUUCGUCCAUGAUAUCGACGUGGCUGUCCCUCCUUUUACUGGAGCACUUUGCAGCAAAUGUACGAUCCAGGACUGACUCAUUCAGUGAUAUUGGGCAGGCUACAAGAGCGAGGGAGGCAUUUGCAUACUUCAACAUCAACGUCUAUGGGACUGAAGAGUCACAAAGCUCUAUUGGCCACGACUUCUCUGUCAAGAAAAUAUGGCUACAACGGCCUGAUUGGGUGAGCCCAAAUUCGACGUACGACAAUCCGCAUGUUCUGAAGUUGGCCACGGCUCAGCAGCAGAGCCAGUGGGAGAUACCUGAUCAGCUUGAGCAGACCACGAGAACCUGGGGGUUUAAGGAUUCCGUUGACCAGAUGUACUCAAUGCUCACGCGUGAUUCGCAUCUCAAAGGGUUGGCUGGUGAUGCUCGUCUUCGCACCCCACUUCUUCAGCACCAGGAGAAGGCCCUGGAUUUCAUGAUACAACGGGAGACAGGCCCUGUUCCAGAACAGUUUCAACUUUGGCAGGCCACUACCGUGGAAUCGGAGCUCUGGUAUCGCCACAAAAUCACAGGGACAAAAUCUCGGACGUUGCCAGCAGAAGCCGGCGGCGGCAUUUUGGCCGACGAGAUGGGCAUGGGGAAGACCUACUCGAUGUUGGCUGUGAUCGUCCGAACACUGGAUGAGGCAACAAGGUGGUCCGAACGCCCGGAUGUGCACGUUGUCGAAGAAAUCCUCCCGACCAAAAGACCUUCCAGGGCGACAUUGGUCGUUGUCUCAUCCCCGCUGUUACUACCUACUUGGGAAAAGGAGAUCCGGAAUCGUGUCGGUAUAGAAUUGAAGAUCUUGAAAUAUCACGGCAGGACAAGAACCAACGACCCCAGAGUCAUAGCUGAUAAUGACAUCGUCCUGACAACCUACCAUACAAUCGUGGCAGACAAGCACAGAUCGAAUCCUGCCACCGGGGUCGCUUGGUAUCGCAUUGUUCUGGACGAGGCACACUUCGUACGCAGGCAUUCCACCUUUCUCCACAAAGGAGUGGCCGAACUUGACGCAAAGUUCCGCUGGUGCCUGACCGGAACGCCUAUCCAGAAUACUCUGGACGAUAUCGGCUCACUGUUCGCUUUCAUCAAGAUAUACCCAUUUGACAGACUGGGCGUCUUUCGCAAACAUAUCACGGCCCCGUUUGGCGAUGGGGGGAUCCGACGCCGGGAGGGGCAGCGGAAUCUUGUCCAACUGUUCGACUCAAUCGGUAUCCGACGCACGAAGGACCAUCUCAAUCUGGCUCUCCCGGUGGAAACGAUAAACACGAUCCAGUUGUCACCCGAAGAGCGGGCGCAGUACGAAAAGACAAAGGAGGACAUGAAACGGGCAUUGCCGCAUCUUGUAGGCGCAUCCGAGAGCCGGAGCAGAUUCAGCAUGUUCCAAGCCCAGCUGCAACUACGCCUCCUCUGCAACCAUGGGACCUUCCAACAUCAGUUCCACUGGGCCAAAAGCAGGAACACUCGUGACGCUCGAGAAGAUGCGCUCAACUCUGCCGGCACCGACGGCGAGGUCAAGUGUUCGGCUUGCGAACAGACCGUGCACGCUGUCCUCACGAACCGACCCUCCGGCCUGUCCGACAAGUGCGCACAUAUCCUGUGCUCCGAGUGCAAGGAAGGUACAGGCGACAGCUGCCCGGUGUGCGAAGCGACGCUCCGACCCCUCAAAUACCAACGUCCCACGGAAAUAGGGAUCCCCCAGUCCCGUCUGCACCAAGGCGACCUGCGCUCCGAAGGCUACUCGUCGAAAAUGGUCGCCCUGGCCAAGGACCUGCGGGGCGCCGCCGCUGUGGGCGACAAGAGCAUCGUCUUCUCGUGCUGGACGACGACGCUGGACCUGAUCGGCCAGCACCUGAAAGUGUGCGGGGUCACGUUCGAGCGCAUCGACGGCGAGCACUCGGUCGAGCACCGUCAGGACGUGCUCGCGCGGUUCGAGGCCGACCCGCUCGUCCCCGUGCUGAUCAUGACCACGGGCGUGGGCGCGUUCGGCCUGAGCAUCAUCGCCGCCAACCGCGUUUUCCUCGUCGAGCCGCAGUGGAACCCCAGCGUCGAGGCCCAGGCCAUCGGGCGCACCAUCCGCAUCGGCCAGCAAAAGGCCGUGCUGGUCACGCGCUACGUCGUCGAGAACUCGGUCGAAGAGGACAUCCGGCAGCUGCAGCGGCGCAAGCAGGGCAUCGCCAAGAUGACCAGCAAGGACAUGGAGCUGGCUGACACGUACAUCAAGCCCGAGUAUCCCGCGUUCAAUUGA